UAAGCAUAGGAAUUAUAUUGCAGUAGUGAAGAGUGGCAUUAUAUGUGUGUAAUUAUGUAUGUAUGUACGUAUCUACGUCGUCGUCGUUGGAGUUGGAAGGAUCAUCCAUCGUCCACUAAGCGCAAGGGAGAAAUCUGAUUCGGCGGAGGAUGAAUAAUGUUUUAAGAUAUGUAGGCGAUAUGAUGCAUUUGAUAAGUGUUGUGGUACUUCUUCUCAAAAUCUACGCCACCAAAUCCUGCUCCGGGAUUUCCUUGAAGACUCAAGAGUUGUAUGUGAUUGUAUUCCUGGCUCGAUACCUUGCAUUUCCCUACUUUAUUUCAGUUUACAACGUUGUGAUGAAACUAGUGUUCAUUGGGAGCUCUUUGGCAAUUGUAUGGUGCAUGAAAUAUCACCAAGUUGUGAGGCAAUCCUAUGACCGUAAUCUCGACACUUUUAGGCAUUAUAUUCUAGUGGGAGUUAGCUUUUUGUUGGCUCUUCUUGUUCACGAGAUGUUCUCAUUUCAGGAGAUAGUUUGGGCAUUUUCUAUAUACUUGGAGACAGUCACAAUUCUACCACAGUUGGUUCUUUUGCAAAGAAGUGGAAAUGUGGACAAUCUAACUGGACAAUACAUAUUAUUUCUCGGAGCCUAUCGAUUGUUCUACAUCUUGAACUGGCUGUAUUACUAUUUCACAGGGAUGUAUAUCAGUAGAUGGAUAGCCUUUGUAGGUGGACUAGUCCAAACAGCUCUUUAUGCAGAUUUCUUCUACUACUACUUUAUCAGCUGGAAAAAUAAUGAGAAACUAAAGCUACCCACAUGAGAUAUAAGAACGGCGAAAAUUGAGGAGUCUUGGCUUGUAUGCUUAUGAACAUAACCAAUUGAAAGAUUUUGAUUUGAGUUAAUAUGGUGGCCUCUGCUUUAACCUUCUCUUCUGACACAGAAACAAAGGCCAUGGUAGCUCAUGUUUCAAGCACAGGUUUUCGAACAACUCUAAACUUACAGUAGAGACCGUUAAAAUGAACAGACAUUCUUCUAAUCAGGGCAAAAGACAUUCUUUUGUAUAUCUCCUCUGUUUUCUCAGAGAAAUUUUGGAUUCUGUUGAUAAACAAUCUUUUCUACUGCACUUUGUAGUGUAUGCUUUCCUUUUUCAUCCAGCCUGUGCGAUGGCAUGCACUCUUGAAACAUGUUGAAGCAGGCUACUGA
Molecule: messenger RNA, 1180 nt
Organism: Andrographis paniculata
Lineage: Eukaryota; Viridiplantae; Streptophyta; Magnoliopsida; Lamiales; Acanthaceae
Product: ER lumen protein-retaining receptor A-like
Exons: 6
Coding region: 150-797 (215 amino acids)
Biological process (GO): protein retention in ER lumen; endoplasmic reticulum to Golgi vesicle-mediated transport
Cellular component (GO): membrane; endoplasmic reticulum; cis-Golgi network
Molecular function (GO): ER lumen protein retrieval receptor activity
Source: RefSeq, a predicted model, not a curated record